AUGGAGGACGACAGCGCGGACGCCAUGUACGAAACCAUCCUUCAGUGGUCAAUGGACGUCAAGGGCGUCGAGCUGUACGAGGCACAGGAGGAGGCCAUCUUGGAGCUGGUGGAGGGUAACAACGUCUUGUUAACAACCCCGACGGGAAGUGGCAAGACGAUGGUGGCCACCGCGGCGAUCGCAGCGGCGACGGCGAGGGGCGACGCCGCGUGGUACACGGCACCGCUCAAGGCUUUAGUCACCGAGAAGUUCUUCCAGCUGGUGAAGGACUUUGGCGCCAAGAACGUGGGUUUGCUCACCGGCGACGCCUCCGUCAACCCCACCGCGCCCAUCAUCUGCUGCACCGCGGAGGUUCUCGCCAACGCGGCCCUUCGCCGGGGCAGGGACCUGGACUGCGGCUUGAUCGUCGCGGACGAGUUUCACUUUUACACCGACCCGGACCGGGGUUGGGCUUGGCAGGUUCCCAUGGUUGAGCUCCCGGACGCGCAGUUCCUCCUGAUGUCCGCCACGUUCGGCGAUACGUCCAAGUUUCAACGGCACUUGGAGCGGAACGCGGCGGGGAGGGACGUCGGGGUCGUGGGCGGCGGGGAGCGGCCGGUGCCCCUGGAGUUUGAGUACCGCGAGACUUCGUUGAUUGAGUCCAUCAAGGAGCUCGUGGACACCGAUCGAGCGCCGGUGUACAUCGUCAACUUCUCGCAGCGCGAGGCGAACGAGCGCGCGCAGGACCUGUGCAGUACCUUGUCCUUGACCGCGGAUGAGAAAAAGGCGCUCAACGCGGAGCUCGAGGGGUUCAAGUUUGACACGCCGGUUGGUAACGAGCUCAGGCGGUACAUCUCCUUUGGCGUGGGCGUCCAUCACGCGGGUCUGCUCCCCAAGUACAGGCUGCUCGUGGAACGUCUCGCGGGCAAGGGUCUGCUGAAGUGCAUAUGCGGGACGGACACCUUGGGCGUCGGCGUGAACGUCCCCAUCCGCGCGGUGCUCUUCACCCAGUUGUGCAAGUUUGACGGUAACAAAACCAGGCUGCUCACCAUACGCGAGUUUCAGCAAAUCGCGGGUCGAGCGGGGCGAAGGGGAUUCGACACCAAGGGGUUCGUGUGGUGCCAAGCUCCCGCGCACGUGGUGGAAAACAAGAGGGCGGAGGCGAAGGCUGCCGCUGCCGCGGCCAAGAGCGGUGGUAAGGCUAAGAAGGUCAAGAAGGCGCAGCCGCCCGACAAGAACUUCGUGAUGUGGAACGAGGACAACUUUCGCCGGAUGGAGACGGGCGUGCCGGAAACUCUGGACUCCUCCUUCCAGGUGACGCACUCGAUGAUCCUCGCGGUUUUGUCGCGCAGGGGCGACGGCAAGCGCUUCCUCCGGGACCUCCUCGUCAACAACCACGAGCCGAAGAUCCGACAACGGAAGCACCAGAGGCGCGCGAUCAGCAUGUACCGCUCGCUCAAGGAUGCCGGAAUCAUCCAGGAGGCUGGAACCAUGGACACGAGCGGCCGGGCUGUGAACCUGGGCUUCGACAUCGGCGACCAGUUUUCGCUGACUCAGCCCCUCUCCCUCUUUGCCGUGGAGUACCUUCCUACCCUACUCAAUGUCCACGGUGAGGAUCACUCCAAGCGGAGCAAGCUCAAGGAUGAACGGUACGCCCUGGACGUGCUCUCCGUCCUCGAGGCUGUGCUCGACACACCUGGCGCGGUGGUCUCUGCGCAGCUUAGCAAGGCCAAGACCAGGGCCGUGAACAAGAUGAAGGGCGAAGGGACCGAGUACGACGCCCGCAUGGCCGUGCUGGAGGAGAUGGACUACCCCAAACCCCUCGCGGAUGAGCUCGAGGCCUACUUUGAACCCUUCAAGCGCAGGCACCCGUACGUGGGGGGUGAGGAGCUCAAGCCCAAAUCCAUCGCCAGGGAGCUAUACGAGUCCGGAUUUGACUUCAACAAGUACGUCACCCACUACGGCCUCAACCGCAGCGAGGGUGCGCUGAUGAGGUACCUGACCGACGCGUACAAGGCCAUGGUACAGAACGUGCCCGAGAGCAUGAAGUCCCCAGCCGUGAUCGACCUGGAGGAGUGGCUGGGCGAGACCAUCCGCAGGGUCGACUCGAGCCUCAUCGACGAGUGGGAGGCUCUCAAGGACCCGGUGGCCGCCGCGCGAGCCGCCGAGGACGAAGCCGCCGCGCUCGCCGCGAUCGGUAUAGGUAAGCAGUCAGGUAAGUUCACGGCGGGACGCGCGUUCCGGGUCAUGGUUCGAAACGCCGCGUUUCGGUGGGUGCAGCUCCUCGCGAUUGGCGAAGAGGAGGACAUGGCGCAGCUCGCGUCCGAGAAUUUACCGCCGCGGGGCCGGGACAACCCGUGGACGAUGGACGAGCUGUACGCCGCCGUCGACCCGUACUGGCGUACGCACGACGCGAUGGACGACGGAUACGAGGCGAGGUCGCCCGACCUGUUCGACGUGAGCGACGAGGGGGCGGACGGCGAGGCGCACUGGCGGGUCGUGCAAAAAAUCAGGGACCCGGCCGGCGACCUGGACUGGUGCGUCGAGGGUGAGGUUGACGUCGAAGCCUCCGAGGAGGAGGGGAGGUUGGUCAUGCGUCUGGUGGAGAUCAGGCAAGAGGGCGCCGUGAGGAAGGAGGAGGAGAAAGUUGUACCGAGCGAGGAGGACAUAUGGGCAGCCUUGGAGGAGGAAGAGGAGUACGAAGAUGAGGACGAGUAGUCGCUGUGAUAGCCUCGCUUAAUGCCUCGCUUAAUUAAAACUACUUUGAACG
Micromonas commoda is the source of this 2749-nucleotide messenger RNA. RefSeq lists its product with no specific name. Gene Ontology annotation, biological process: nuclear-transcribed mRNA catabolic process, 3'-5' exonucleolytic nonsense-mediated decay. The coding region runs from base 1 to 2697 and encodes 898 amino acids. Gene Ontology annotation, cellular component: Ski complex. Lineage: Eukaryota; Viridiplantae; Chlorophyta; Mamiellophyceae; Mamiellales; Mamiellaceae. The record is from RefSeq and is a predicted model, not a curated record. The transcript has a single exon. Gene Ontology annotation, molecular function: nucleic acid binding; ATP binding; RNA helicase activity.